Acaromyces ingoldii is the source of this 1575-nucleotide messenger RNA. RefSeq names its product DUF803-domain-containing protein. Bases 1 to 1575 code for a protein of 524 amino acids. Gene Ontology annotation, cellular component: membrane. The record is from RefSeq and is a predicted model, not a curated record. Gene Ontology annotation, biological process: magnesium ion transport. Lineage: Eukaryota; Fungi; Basidiomycota; Exobasidiomycetes; Exobasidiales; Cryptobasidiaceae. Gene Ontology annotation, molecular function: magnesium ion transmembrane transporter activity. The transcript has 3 exons.
AUGGCUUCGCCGACGGCAGCGUGGACACGGCCGAGGGAGAUUUCCGCCCCGUUGCCUCGGCAAGCACAGCCUAGCGGCGAAGUCGGGGGUACCUUCUCGACCCUCACCAGGGACAAAUGGAUCGGCCUGGGGCUGGCCAUUAGUAGCAGCUUGGCAAUCGGGACGAGCUUCAUCAUUACGAAAAAGGGCCUGAUGGACGCGGCGGAGCGAACGAAUGGGCUGGCCUCGGACGGACAUUCUUACCUCCAGAACCCAAUCUGGUGGGCGGGCAUGUCGACGAUGAUCGUGGGCGAAGUAGCCAACUUUGCCGCCUACACUUUUGCACCUCCCAUUCUCGUUACACCCCUGGGCGCGUUGUCUGUCUUGAUUGGCGCGGUACUCGCUUCUUUCAUCCUCAAGGAAGAGCUGGGCAGGCUGGGUCGGGUCGGAUGCACGCUGUGCCUCGUCGGUACCGUCAUCAUCAUCAUGAAUGCGCCCGAGGACAAGGAGAUCCGGACCGUCGACGAGAUCCUCAAUUACGCCCUUCAGCCCGGCUUCCUCUUCUACUGCCUCUUUGUCACCGGCUUUGCUAUUUUCAUGAUCUGGCGCAUGGUGCCAAAGUAUGGCAAGCGGACGCCCCUCGUCUACAUCAGCAUCUGCUCACUCGUUGGCUCUAUUUCCGUCAUGAGUGUUAAGGGCUUCGGUGUAGCCCUCAAGCUGACUUUGGACGGCAACAACCAAUUCAGCCAUCCGUCAACGUACUGCUUCGCCAUUGUCGUCAUUGUAUGCAUCCUCGUUCAGAUGAAUUACUUCAACAAGGCCCUCGAUCAGUUCAGCACCAACAUUGUCAACCCAAUCUACUACGUCAUGUUCACCACUUCGACCAUCUUUGCCUCCUUUUUGCUCUUCCGAGGCUUCAACACGGCAGGCACUGCGCCUGCCGUUUCGCUAUUGGGCGGAUUCGUUGUCAUCUUCAUGGGCGUCUACCUCCUUAACCUCAACCGACUCAUCGACCCCAUCACCCAGCAGCCACGGGUCUCGCUCAUGACGGGCGAAGGUGUGGCUGGCACUGGCCGGCUGAGCGAAGCGCACGACCGCUUCCUCCCCGGCCGACCCAGCACCUCUGCAGGGUACCCUCCUUCGCGCCGAGGGAGCGGCUAUGGUCAUGCCGCCUUUUCUCCAGCGCCGCAGCAGCACCAUCGGCGCGAUUCGGGCAACAGCAUCCUGUUCAAUGCACACCACAUGGAAGAGGCCGUCGGGCUGACGCAGCUCAACGAGACGUCAGAGGACGAAGAGGAAGGUGAAGGGGACGGCAUGAGCCCCAUCGUGCGGCAAAACUCGAUGAACCGAAAGACGAGAGAGGAAAAGCUCAAGAGAGCCGCUGAACAGCAGCAUCAACAGCAACAGCAGCAUUCGAGAGCUUCGAGCUUGAAUAAUUCUGUGGGUCAGAACCGGGGGGGCCGAGGACCAGGAUUGGGCAUUCAGGCGCAGAGUCCGCUCCUCAGAGGCGACAAUGUCGAUGAGGAAGACGACGAGGAUGAAGGCAGGCAGAGAUAUUCGCGGGCAACGCAGGACGGUGCUACAAGUCGACGUUGA